GGAUCUGCGCAUGCCCACAACAUCGAAGGUAAACAAAGAGGAAAACGCGCACCCGGCCUGAGUCCUGCUUAAAACAUUAAACGCUGCUCUUCUAUCGGCCUUUCUACCUGAUCAAAACAUGGAUGUUAUAUUUUCAUGCCGAGCCAGUAUUUAUUAUGACCAAGGCGGUAGGAAAUACAUGGAGGAUUUAGUGACGAUGAAGCAGGAGGAUGAGCCGAGUGAGGAUGAACUGGACGCCGCUGAACGUGGCGAGAUCGCGGCACCAGCAAAAGACCAAAACCACGACGCCUCAAUCCAAGACUCCAUUCCUGGAUCUAUCACUGUUACCUAUGUUCAAGAUGAUGAUCCUAGCUCUACUCUUCAGCAGGCGUCGAUGCCCACCUCGUCUCGCUCGUCCAAACACACCCGUGGUCCGCGGGCUGUGUCUAUGUUCGCCGUGUUCGACGGACAUGGGGGUCCGGACGCUGCGCGCUUUGCUCGCGACCAUUUGUGGGGCCACAUCAAAAAACAAAGAGGCUUUUGGUCUGAUGACGACGACGAGGUGUGCGCGGCUUUGCGAAAGGGAUUCAUCUCUUGUCACCAUGCCAUGUGGAAAAAAUUACCGGAAUGGCCAAAGACGGUUACUGGACUUCCUAGCACAUCAGGCACAACUGCAAGUAUCGUCGUAAUACGACGUGACCGAAUGUAUGUUGCCCACGUUGGGGACUCAGCAGUAGUGUUGGGGGUGCACGAUGACCCCUUUGACGAGGUGAUUGGAGCGGUGGAAAUUACGCAGGACCACAAACCUGACCUCCCGAAGGAAAGGCAGAGAAUAGAGGGGCUCGGUGGCAGUGUCAUUAAAAAGUCUGGAGUCAAUCGGGUCGUGUGGAAGAGACCCAGACUCACCCACAAUGGGCCAGUGAGAAGGAGCACCGUCAUCGAUCAGAUCCCAUUUUUGGCUGUGGCCCGAGCUCUUGGUGAUCUGUGGAGUUACGACUUCUACAGCGGAGAGUUUGUAGUGUCACCAGAGCCUGAUACUGCUGUUAUCAAGCUAGAUUUGAAGCGGCACCGCUACAUCAUCUUAGGCAGUGAUGGGUUAUGGAACAUGGUAUCGCCGCAGGAGGCUGUGUCUAUUUGUCAGGACAAUGACAAUGCCAAGGUGAAGAACCAAAAGGAAAAUGUUUCAAAUGCAGUUCUGCUUGUGAACCAUGCCUUACUGAGAUGGCGUCAACGCAUGCUCCGUGCUGAUAAUACCAGUGCCAUUGUUAUCUGUUUGGAGCCGUUCGGGACAUCCAGUGAGUGCUUGCCACCUUAUGAGAUUGUGUAUAAUCUACAGGGACCAAAGUGUGGCUCUAUUCCCGAAUCUUGCACUGACUCUUUGCCAACUCAGGUCCCUUACACUCAAGGACAGCACAUCCCAGAGAAGAAAAAUGGCAGCUGUGAUACAAGCGCAAUAUUUGAAUCAUCUCCUGAAAGCCUUACAAGCUAUGAGGACCUGCCUUGUAAUGACUCAAUGGAAAAUGAGGCCAAUUGUGAUAGAGUGCCUACAGGCAAACGGAUGCUAGAGGAUUCCUCGUCGCCUGUGCUGAAGAAACCACGUCGUAGUUUGUCCCAGUCCCCUGUACAUGAGUCCUCAUGUACAUCCUCACAGAAACCGAGCAUACAGUCCUCUGCGAGGAGCGACGGCGAAAGUAAUGGUCAAAAACAGUCUGAAAAUGUCCAGAAGCUGCUUCAGCAGCAUGGGAAGACUACUGUAUGUGUUUGCUGACAUUUGUGGUCCUAUUACAAUGCAAUCUGUACAUUCAAGCUGGAUAGACAGACUUUAUUCAUAUAGUUCAUACAAGCUACUGAGAAACCAAAUCCUGAAGCAAGUAAUCAUGUCAAAAGAAAAAUCACUAACUUCCAUUCACAACACUCAUAUUUUAGUGUGUUUUAUGUAUGUUUUACUUCAGAUUUUGAAGACUAAUGAAAAGAAAACGUGUUUUGUUAGAUUUUAAACAAGUUUUAGUUUUUCCUCCAUUUUUGUAAUACUUCAGGUCUGUCAGGUAGGCAUGAUUGGUCAACUAGGGAUUUUUGCACUUUAAGUUGAAUUUGUGCAGUCUUUUUUGGAAGAUGGGAAGUUUGUGAAAAAUGACCAAAAAAAGAAACGGUAUCUUCUAAGAAGAUAAUUCCCUGCAGCUUACAUGUCAUCUGUUU
Pimephales promelas (fathead minnow) is the source of this 2175-nucleotide messenger RNA. RefSeq names its product protein phosphatase, Mg2+/Mn2+ dependent, 1Da (gene ppm1da). Gene Ontology annotation, molecular function: protein serine/threonine phosphatase activity; cation binding. Gene Ontology annotation, biological process: protein dephosphorylation. The record is from RefSeq and is a predicted model, not a curated record. Lineage: Eukaryota; Metazoa; Chordata; Actinopteri; Cypriniformes; Leuciscidae.